CUUCGAAGCACAGCGAGUAGAGAGGUCGACUCACACAAUUCCAGGAGUGAGAUUUCGAGCAUUCUGUAGUCAACAUUCCUCUGUAGUUUAUCGCGAGAGUUCUAUUCCUUUUAGAUUUCUCUUGGGAGAGUUAGUGAGCAGCGAGUUUAGUUCUCAAAAAGUGGCGUGGUUAAGAUCUUGAUAUUGAGUGUAAUCGUAAAUUUCGUUCCAAUACAAUUGAGCUUCGCCUUCGAAUCUCAAGGUUUCAACGUUCAUUUCAAGAUGCCUUCGUCCGCUUUUCCUCCACAAGUUACAAAGCACUAUGAACUGAAACAAACCAUUGGAAAUGGUGGGUUUGCAAAGGUCAAGCUUGCAAUACACCAGCAAACAGGAGAGAAGGUUGCAAUAAAAGUUAUGAACAAGAAAGAACUUGGGUCUGACCUACCAAGAGUCCAGAGGGAAAUAGAAGCUUUGAAGAAUCUUAGUCAUCAACAUGUCUGUCAGCUGUACCAUGUCAUCCAGACAGAUGAAUACAUAUUCAUGGUCAUGGAAUAUGCCCCAGGAGGAGAAUUGUUUGACUACAUUGUAGCAAAGGACAGGCUCAAGGAGGAAGAAGCCAGAGGGUUUUUCAGACAGAUUGUUUCAGCAGUGGCUUACAUCCACGACAGAGGAUAUGCUCAUAGAGACCUUAAACCAGAAAAUCUGCUUCUUGAUGAGGAUCAGAAUAUCAAGCUUAUUGACUUUGGUUUAGUUGCUAAACCAAGAGGUGGAAUGGCUGAUCAUUUAGACACAUGCUGUGGCUCCCCAGCGUAUGCUGCUCCUGAACUAAUUUCUGGCUUUCCAUAUCAUGGAAAUGAGGUUGACCUGUGGAGUAUGGGAGUGUUAUUGUACGCCCUCCUUUGUGGCUUCUUGCCAUUUGAUGAUGAUAAUACUUUUAAGCUGUACAAGCUCAUUCAGAAAGGAGAGUAUGAAGUCCCAGACUGGCUUUCACCAGGUAGGCCAAGACGCGAAAGAGGCUCGAGAGUAAGGAGAACGAGCAUCCCAAUGUAGUCAAUAAAGAAAACGCCGAAUACAUUCUCCCCCCACCCAAACCAUUACCUUACUCUGAGCAUCAAGCCAGAAAGUCCAAAGUUAUCAAGGCGGAACCUUGCAUGGAGCCUCCAACAAGGAAGCCAAGAGCUGGUACUUUACCUUCCAGUGUUCCCACAACACCUACCAAGAAAGGAGCCAAAGAGAUGCCUCCGCCAUUAGCUCCAAUAACUCCACGUGUCAAGAAAACACCUGCAAGAGGUGCUGCAGCAGAUAUACCAAUAUCACACUCCGAUUAUGAUUUUGGUAACAGUGACCUAACACCAAUAUCACAGUCGAAAAUGUGGUCACAAUCUCUGGACACGAACUUGGAUAAAGCCACGUCCAGACGAACACCAUUUAAGUCACCAUUCACUAUAGGAAGGAAGAGAUUCGGUUCAGUGGACACACCUAGUACAAGCAAAUGGAGUUCAAGGGGCAUCAUGGGUAGCAUUGAAGAUAGUCUGAACAGAAUUGUGGAGGCAAUUACACCAAGAGGUCUCGGGGGGUAUGGGCCGAGAAAAGUUAAGGCUCUAUAUAACGUAUCUACAACUUCGACCAGAAGCUCAGAUGAAGUUCUCGACGAGCUGAAACGAGUUCUGGAAGAAAGAGAUAUCCUCUUCAAAGAAAAAGGGUAUGCCCUCAGAUGUAAAUCAAUAGACGAAAGAGGAAAAGUCCUCCUCGAGUUCGAAAUGGAAGUUUGUCUUAUUCCCAAAAUGGAAAUGAUAGGUAUACGUCGAAAGCGUAUGAAGGGAGACACUUGGGCUUAUAAGAAAAUCUGCGAAGAACUCUUGUCUUCAGCAAAGCUUUGAAAGUGCACUGCGAUGAGCUGUAAUUGAAAACAGGUCUGAGAAUAUGGUGGAUUGGAGUGGAAAGAAGCCACGAACUUAAAUUUGGAUAUCAUGUUUCAUUUAUUGACACGCCUUGGUUGGCCAUUGUAAAUAAUUAGCAUUUUACAGUUUUAGUAUUUGGUAGUAUAAGCGCGAUAUCAAUUUUUAUGGUGAAAUUGCGGCUGUAAAAUGAUUAUCAGAGGUGGUUAUUCGACCCGAAUAUUACCGAAUAGCUGCAGUUGGAAAAUUCAUGCAGAGUUUUGGUUUAAUAUGUGUAUCAGUCGAGAUAAUGAACAAGUCUUUUUGUAAAUAUACGUUACAGUUGGUUAUUAGGGAGAACUCUAUAUAAUGUCAGCUAAUUAACAAACGAUUGUCUCUCGGUCGUACAAAUGCCUUUAAUAUAGUGAAUUUUCAGAUGGCAAGGUACAGAACUGGACAAAUGUUACAUAAAUUCUGAAUAAACGCCCGCUCUUAACCUCGAAAUGAUUGGAUUACCCGAAAAUAAAUGACUGGUAGCUGGAUUGACACGAUGGGCAUCAACUGAGUCGAAGGAACUCAGGGUGUAAGACACGCUCGGGAGCCUCCUCUUCCUCAGGAAAAGACUCUUCUUUGUGCUCCUUGGCAACCCGAUAACGCUAAUACCGUCCCAUGGUUACCAUCUCACCUGCACACCCUAAGUAACACGCGCUGGUUUUAUGGUUCUCUGGUUUCAAAUACCUUUUCAUUUGUUGUUUCUCAGCGAUAGUAUAUAUUAAGAUUGCGGCAGCAACUAUUGUAAAGUUUAGUUAAAAUUGAUUUAAGAUUCUAAAUACUGGAAUACUUCUACUCGUUAAUAAUCGUUACUAGAAAUUAAUUUGAUUUUGCGCUUAUCUCAAGGGAGAAAUUGGGGUUAUGGUAAAUUUUAUGGAACCAUUUGAUAAUUAAAAUUAUAUCUCGCAAAUAAAUAAUUAAACAUAA
Molecule: messenger RNA, 2834 nt
Organism: Stylophora pistillata
Lineage: Eukaryota; Metazoa; Cnidaria; Anthozoa; Scleractinia; Pocilloporidae
Product: maternal embryonic leucine zipper kinase
Biological process (GO): protein phosphorylation; intracellular signal transduction
Cellular component (GO): cytoplasm
Molecular function (GO): protein serine/threonine kinase activity; ATP binding
Source: RefSeq, a predicted model, not a curated record